Molecule: messenger RNA, 2380 nt
Organism: Apus apus (common swift)
Lineage: Eukaryota; Metazoa; Chordata; Aves; Apodiformes; Apodidae
Gene: INHBA
Product: inhibin subunit beta A
Exons: 2
Coding region: 1-1680 (559 amino acids)
Biological process (GO): BMP signaling pathway; SMAD protein signal transduction
Cellular component (GO): extracellular region
Molecular function (GO): hormone activity; cytokine activity; growth factor activity
Source: RefSeq, a predicted model, not a curated record
AUGAGCAUAAGGAAGCCAGCCUGCCUGUUCCUCCCCCUUCCUAAUCAUAGCCUUUACUCACAGACAAAACUCCCUCCCUCUCUCAUUCACUCACUCACUUUAGGCCAAUCCGUCCUCUCUCUCUCUCUCCCUCUCUCUGUGUCUCUCUCCUACUCUGAGACAGAGUCAGAACUCUUCUCCCUGACAGCCACAAACAUCUACAGCACUUAUUGCAUUCAGAGAGGGAACCUGCAAACAAAACUUCACAGAAAACUUUUGGUUCUUGUUCCAGAGAAUUUGCUGAAGAGAAGGAAAAACAAACAAACAAACAAACAAACCAAACCAGCCCAAAAAAAAACUGUGCGUGAAGGGGGAGGAAAAGCAGGGCCUUUUAAAAAGGGAAUCACAACAACUUUUGCUGCCAGGAUGCCUUUGCUUUGGAAGAGAGGAUUUUUGUUGGUGCUUUGCUGGAUUAUAGUGAGGAGUUCCCCAACCCCAGGAUCCGAGGGGCACAGUUCAGUCACUGACUGUCCAUCAUGUGCCCUCGCCACGCUCUCAAAGGAUGUGCCCAGCUCACAGCCUGAGAUGGUGGAAGCAGUAAAGAAGCACAUACUGAACAUGUUGCACUUGAGGGACAGACCUAAUAUCACCCAGCCUGUGCCCAAGGCAGCACUUUUAAAUGCCAUCAAGAAACUCCAUGUGGGAAAGGUGGGAGAGGAUGGUUAUGUGGAAAUAGAGGAUGAUGUUGGAAGAAGAGCUGAAAUGAAUGAAGUUGUGGAGCAAACCUCAGAAAUCAUCACUUUUGCAGAAUCAGGCACAGCCAAGAAAAUGUUGCACUUUGAGAUUUCGAAGGAAGGUAGCGAAUUAUCGGUGGUGGAACAUGCUGAAGUGUGGCUCUUCCUGAAGGUCUCCAAGGCCAACCGGAGCAGGACAAAAGUCACCAUCCGUCUGUUUCAACAGCAGCGGCAGCCAAAAGGCAACUCUGAAGGAGCAGAAGAUACGGACGAUGGAGGGCUGAAAGGUGAAAGGAGUGAGACUUUGAUUUCAGAAAAGGCAGUGGACACUCGUAAGAGCACUUGGCACAUCUUUCCUGUCUCUAGCAGCGUCCAGAGACUCUUGGACCAAGGCAAGAGCUCUUUGGAUGUGCGGAUUGCUUGUGACCUGUGCCAAGAGACUGGAGCCAGCUUGGUGCUACUGGGCAAGAAGAAGAAAAAAGAAGAUGAUGGGGAAGGGAAAGAAAAGGAAGCUGGAGAAUUCACAGGAGAAGAGGAGAAGGAGCAAUCACAUCGGCCCUUCCUGAUGAUGCUUGCCCGGCACUCAGAGGACCGCCAGCACAGGCGGCGGAGACGAGGCCUGGAGUGUGAUGGCAAAGUCAACAUCUGCUGCAAGAAGCAGUUCUUUGUCAGCUUCAAGGACAUAGGCUGGAGUGACUGGAUCAUCGCACCUACAGGUUAUCACGCCAACUACUGCGAAGGAGAGUGCCCCAGCCAUAUAGCAGGCACAUCUGGUUCAUCGUUAUCUUUCCACUCCACUGUCAUCAACCAUUACCGCAUGCGGGGCCAUAGCCCCUUUGCCAACCUUAAGUCAUGUUGUGUGCCCACCAAGCUGCGGCCCAUGUCCAUGCUCUACUAUGACGAUGGCCAGAACAUCAUUAAGAAAGACAUACAGAAUAUGAUUGUGGAGGAGUGUGGCUGUUCAUAGACACGUGUGAAAGACCUUCUCUUUCAGUUGAGAAGAUAAUGUAUCAAAAGCCCAAGAAGACUGGACACGGUAUAACCUUUUUUGAGUGAGAAAAUCAUUGGAAAUAAGAGCAAAAAGAAAAGAAGAAUGAGGAAAGAUAAAAAAAACCCCACAAACCAACAGACUUAUGGAGGAUGAGAAAAGACUUCAGCUAUAAAAAGGAAGAAAGCUUCAGGAACCAGGGCUUGAAUGAGAUACAUCUGAAUGGCGGUAUGGGUUGGGGUGUUCCCCUUCCUUUCAGUAUGCUCCUUAUCUUAUUACCUAGUAUGUUAAACAUUAGUUAUUACUAGGGGAGUUAUGUUCCCUCCCUUAGUUACCCAUCAGUUCAAGCCAUGGUAGCAGCCCAUCUAACCUGCAGCAACUUGGACUAAGUCCAAAAUGUCAUUCCAAUUCCUUGAAUAGCCAUGUGUAUGAACACUACAUUCACUGGCACUUUCCCCCCAAAUUUACCGAGGAACUGAGUAGGUGUGUAGUGUUUGUGUGUAUAUGCAACUGGCUAUGUAUGCACAUACAUAUCUCCAUACAUACAGACACUAAACACGUACAUAUACUUCAAUUGGUAAAGGGACAAUAUUGUGCAGGUGUACACACCUUCAUCUUCUGCACUACAUUUACAAAAAAAAAAAAAAAAAGAAAAGAAAAGAAAGAAAAAAGAAAAAAA